AUGUCCGCCUUUUUCUCCUCUCUGCGCCCAGCCAUGCGCAUGGCUGGUGCCCCCCAGACCGCCCGCGCCUUCAGUUCCUCGCCCGCUCACUCCGUCGCCCGUCUGACCCUCACCGGCCGUCUCGGUGCAGAGCCCGAGCUCCAGGCCACCUCCUCCGGCCAGGAGAUCAUCAAGUACAACAUCGCCACAUCUCACGGCAACCGCGACAACCGCCAGACAAGCUGGUGGCGCAUCACCAACUUCGUCCCCGAGGGCCCCCAGCGCGAUUUCGUCCUUGGCUUGCAGAAGGGAACUCUUCUGUACGUCGAAGGUGAUGCCAAGAUGACCACUUGGGAAGAUGCCGAGGGCCAUACCCGGUCCUCUUUGAAUGUCGUGCAGCGCAACCUUGAGGUCCUUAAGCGUCCCGAUAACGGCAGCCACGGCGACGAGUCUCACUAA
Molecule: messenger RNA, 438 nt
Organism: Penicillium griseofulvum
Lineage: Eukaryota; Fungi; Ascomycota; Eurotiomycetes; Eurotiales; Aspergillaceae
Product: single-stranded DNA-binding protein
Exons: 3
Coding region: 1-438 (145 amino acids)
Biological process (GO): mitochondrial DNA replication; positive regulation of helicase activity
Cellular component (GO): mitochondrial nucleoid
Molecular function (GO): single-stranded DNA binding
Source: RefSeq, a predicted model, not a curated record